AUUUAUUUAGUGAAAUUAUGUUUCGAACAUGUUUACGAAACUUAAAAAAUACCUCUAAAUUUAGAACUAUUAAAAUUCAAACAAUUAAAUUAAAUCCACCUAGACGUUUGAUAAGUAAAAUGAGUGAUCGAGUACAUUUUCUAUUACCAAACAAUCAGCCAAUUGUUGAAUUAGAAUGUGCAACAGCAUUUAAUGCACUUACCAAUGAUGAGAAAAAGUAUGCUCAUUAUUUGAGUCGAGCAGCUUGGAAUGGUGGUCUUAUCGUCUUAGUACAAACAAGUCCUGAAUCCCCAUUGAUAUUCGUAUUGCUACAUAAAAUAUUCCUGGCUCAAAAUAUUGAAGAAUUACAAAAGGGUGCGCUGGGAGAAGGAAAAUUAACCGAAGAUGAAUUUACUGCAUUUUUGGUGUAUUCAUGUGGAAUUUUUACAAAUUCUGGAAACUAUAAAGGAUUUGGUGAUACAAAAUUUAUACCAAAUUUAGAUUGUUCUAAAUUUGAAAGCCUUGUUCGUUGCAGUGAAGCAUAUCGCCGUGAACCGAAAGUGAUACAAUCAUUAUGGGAUCGAAUUAAGGUUCCAGCUUAUAAACUAGAUGAAAAAGAUAAAAGUUUAGGUUUAAAUGAAAAGGGUGUUACUACAUACUUUUCUGCAAACUGUAGCUUGAAAGAUGCUGAACUAGUAAAUAAAUGGGCGAAAACGAAAAAUAUCGAAUGUUAUAAUUCUCGAUGUUUUAAGACAACUGAAAAUAAUACUACUGUUUAUGAUAUUAAACUAGCAUCAAUUGAAGAGGGUCCUCAAGAGGGUAUAACAAUACCCGAAGAAUCAUUCGAGGGAUGCAAGUUUCGUGUAACUCGCGGUGAUUAUUCAGGUCUUUUAAAAUUAGUAAAUGAAGAUUUAAAAAGUGCACAAAAAUAUGCAGCGAAUGAAAAUGAGAAACUUAUGCUGGAAGAGUAUAUUAAGCACUUUAGCACCGGCUGUUUGAAUGCACAUAAGAAUGGAAGUCGUUAUUGGAUUAAAGAUAAAGGGCCUGUGAUUGAAACAUAUAUUGGAUUUAUUGAAACUUACCGUGAUCCAGCUGGUAUGCGAGGUGAAUUUGAAGGAUUUGUUGCAAUGGUUAACAAGGAAAUGUCUGUGAAAUUUACUACUUUAGUUGAGAAGGCUGAAGAUUUGUUACCAAAUUUACCAUGGCCUACAUCUUUCGAAAAAGAUACCUUUCUUCGUCCCGAUUUUACGUCUCUAGAUGUGUUAACAUUUUCAGGAAGUGGAAUCCCAGCUGGAAUUAACAUACCAAAUUACGAUGAAAUUCGACAAUCAGAAGGUUUCAAGAAUGUCUCAUUAGGAAAUGUAAUACCAGCUAAUUACAAAGAAAGUUUAACCCCAUUCUUAAAUCAAGAAGAUCAAGAUUUACUUGUGAAACAUCGUGUGGCAGCAUUUGAAGUACAAGUGGGUCUUCAUGAAUUACUAGGUCAUGGUAGUGGAAAAUUAUUCCGUAAAGAAGAUAAUGGCAAAUAUAAUUUUGAUAUUGCUAGCGUAAAAAAUCCAUUAACUGGCGAAGCAAUUGAUAAAUGGUUUGAACCUGGUGAAACUUACGAUUCAAAAUUCACAACUUUAGGAUCAAGUUAUGAAGAAUGUCGAGCGGAAUGUGUUGGCUUAUAUUUGAGUUUGGAUAGAGAUAUCUUAAAAAUUUUCGGUCACGAAGGUGAAACCGCUGAAGAUAUUAUUUACAUAAAUUGGUUAAGCCUUAUAUGGAAUGGUGUUGGAAAAGCAUUAGAAAUGUACCAGCCAACUUCGAAAACAUGGCUACAAGCACACGCUCAAGCACGAUAUGUAAUAAUGCGUGUACUUGUAGAAGCCGGUGAUGAUUUUAUUACAAUAACUGAAACUGAAGAAGGUAAAAAUCUUCUUCUUACAAUUGAUCGUACUAAAUUAGAUACAGUUGGUAAAAAAGCAAUUGGAGACUUUUUAUGUAAAUUACAAGUGUAUAAGUCAUUAGGCGAUUUUGAAAGUGCCUCAAAAAUGUAUAAUGCAUAUUCAGAAGUACCUGAAAGUGGACCGUAUCCAUGGGCACAAUGGCGCGAGAUUAUUAUGGCUCACAAACAGCCUAGAAAAAUGAUGGUUCAAGCAAAUACUUUAGUUAAAGGCGAUGAAAUAAUAUUAAAAAAUUAUGAAUCAAAUUUUGCUGGGUUAAUCAAAAGUGUAGUGGAACGUUUUCCAAAUGCCGAAAUUGAUACAAUUUUAGAAGAACUUUGGGAAAAAGAUCAAAAAUAUUUUUAAAUUGUUUUUUAUAACUGUUGAAAAAUUUUCCUACA
Messenger RNA from Chrysoperla carnea, 2305 nucleotides. It is a transcript of the gene DppIII, whose product is annotated as dipeptidyl peptidase 3. The record is from RefSeq and is a predicted model, not a curated record. Gene Ontology annotation, biological process: proteolysis. Bases 18 to 2270 code for a protein of 750 amino acids. Gene Ontology annotation, molecular function: metalloexopeptidase activity; dipeptidyl-peptidase activity. The transcript is spliced from 8 exons. Gene Ontology annotation, cellular component: cytoplasm. NCBI's taxonomy places the organism in Eukaryota, Metazoa, Arthropoda, Insecta, Neuroptera, Chrysopidae.